Molecule: messenger RNA, 769 nt
Organism: Marchantia polymorpha subsp. ruderalis
Lineage: Eukaryota; Viridiplantae; Streptophyta; Marchantiopsida; Marchantiales; Marchantiaceae
Source: the annotation of a GenBank genome assembly
AUUUACUCAAUGUACUUGUAAGUUUAUGUUUUCAAUAUCUAACAUCCUGGUUUAUUGAUUUUAUUAUUUCCAAAGUUAUUUGUAGGAUACUCAGAAAACAUAAUGGAUGAGCUAGCAUUUCUGUCCGAAACGGUAUUGGGAAGAGGAGGAGAAGUAUUAGUACUCCGAGGCACCAUCCGACUAAUGGGUAGCGUGGUAAAGCUGCCUAUUUUCGAUGACGAUGAGGUACAUCUUCAGCUGGCUGGUAAAUGGAAGCCACAAGGUAAUCCUCCUCCAGCUCUGAAGCACUUUGCAUAUAAUCACUGAAAUCGACAGUGUCAUCCGUAGUCUGCCUUCUCUAGGUGCAGAUAAAUUCUCCCAGAGCACCUGCAGUACUGAAGCCAUGUAGAAUGAAGAUCCCGAUCAUAGUGCUGGAGCAACACGCAAGCCGAGAGCAUGCAUGAUGCAAAAUCAUGUGGCAAUCAUGUACAUGCCAUGUCACUGUAUUGGACCACCAUUUCUACUUCCGGAUUCUCUCAAUGACUUUGCAGAUGCCUACAAGGUCUAACUUUGGCACAGCACACACACGUUGUCUUCUGUCAAAUAUGUUGACGAAGGCGCCUGAGAGAAGAUAAGACAACAUACAUACAAAAGGAAAGUUACCAUGAGAUUCUCUCUGUUUCGAGCGUACAAGCUCUCUCAUUGUGUGAGCUUGUCACGGAAUUGAUGAAUACCAUUUCCCAGUAAUUUCAGGCAUAUAUUUGAACAAUUAUUCGUCAUAUGGUAGAUA